CCUGAGGUUAACAUGCUGAGUACGAGUUGGUAUAAAAGGGACCUGUGAGUGAGGGGAGCAUCAUCAUCUCUCCAGCCUCUGUCUCCGCACAGCUCCAGCCAUGGAUGACAUUUACAAGGCAGCGGUCGAGCAGUUGACGGAGGAACAGAAGAACGAAUUCAGAGCGGCCUUUGACAUCUUUGUGCAGGACGCGGAGGACGGCUGCAUCAGCACCAAGGAGCUGGGCAAAGUCAUGCGGAUGCUCGGCCAGAACCCAACCCCUGAGGAGCUGCAGGAGAAUGACGAGGUGGACGAGGAUGGUAGUGGCACCGUAGACUUUGAUGAGUUUUUGGUGAUGAUGGUCAGGUGUAUGAAAGACGACAGCAAAGGGAAGUCUGAGGAGGAACUGGCAGAUUUGUUCCGAAUGUUUGACAAGAACGCUGAUGGUUAUAUUGACCUGGACGAACUGCGGGUGAUGCUUGAGGCCACGGAUGAGCCCAUCACAGAGGACGACAUCGAGGAGCUGAUGCGAGAUGGAGACAAAAAUAAUGACGGCAAAAUCGACUAUGAUGAGUUCCUGGAAUUUAUGAAAGGCGUUGAGUAAAAUCUCAGUCACCGAACUUGGACUGUCUCGUCUCCAGGAAGAUUCUCCCGCUACACACCCGCAGCUGCCCGCUGACACCAGGCAGAGAAUUAGCAACUAUUUUUGAUUCAUUUGCCUCCCCUGAACUAGUUACUGUAAAUAAUUCCAUAUUGUGAUCACUUUCUGGGGGUAAUAAACCCUCCCAAAAAAAGAUUAUGACCACUCA
Molecule: messenger RNA, 788 nt
Organism: Callorhinchus milii (elephant shark)
Lineage: Eukaryota; Metazoa; Chordata; Chondrichthyes; Chimaeriformes; Callorhinchidae
Product: troponin C, slow skeletal and cardiac muscles
Cellular component (GO): myosin II complex
Molecular function (GO): calcium ion binding
Source: RefSeq, a predicted model, not a curated record